AUGGAGAAAAUGAUGAAGCAUCAGGAGUUAGCUAAUAAAAAACAUGAAGCCUCAUUGAGAAACUUGGAAAGACAAAUAGGCCAAUUGUCCAAACAGCUUGAAAGACCAACCAACACUUUCCCAAGUGAUACCAUUCCAAAUCCCAAAGAGGAAUGUAAAGCAAUUCAACUCAGGAGUGGAAGAACAUUGGAGGAUGACAAGGUUGGCAGUAAGAAGGAAGUGGCAAUUGAAGAGAAGGACCAAGAAGAGCUCAAGAAGAAGGAUAAAGAGCCACAAGCUUCAAAGAAGGGAAAGCAAGUCAUAGAGGAGCAUCCACAAGAACAGAGGAAGGAGGUGAAGCCUUACACUCCUCCUCUGCCAUACCCUCAAAGACUGCAAAGAGAGCUCAAGGACCAACAAUUUUCCAAGUUUCUCAAGGAGCUCAUCAAUAAAAAGAGAAGUUGGAAUGAAAAGGAGACUGUGAUCCUGACACAAGAAUGCAGUUCCAGCAUCAAUUUGAUGCCUCUUUCACUGAUAAAAAAGCUUACAAUAGAUAAAGUCAAACCCACCAGAAUGUCGCUUCAAAUGGCUGAUAGAUCACUCAAGAUACCUAAUGGAGUUGUAGAAAAUUUGUUGGUGAAAGUAGGAAAAUUCAUAUUUCCUGCUGUGGAAGAAGAAGGACACAACUCGAUUAUCUUGGGGAGACCCUUCUUAGCCAUAGCAAGGGCUAUAAUUGAUGUGGAGAAAGGUGAAAUGACCCUCAGGGUGCAUGAUGAAAAAAUGAUCAUCAAUGUCUUUAAAGCCAUGCAACAUCCCCCUGAGAAGGAAAAGCAUAUCAGGGUAGAAAUGAUAGAAGAAUUGGAGGAGGAGCUAAUUGAAGCCAAUGAUCAGAAAGAAUAA
Messenger RNA from Arachis ipaensis, 879 nucleotides. NCBI's taxonomy places the organism in Eukaryota, Viridiplantae, Streptophyta, Magnoliopsida, Fabales, Fabaceae. The record is from RefSeq and is a predicted model, not a curated record.